UUGAGGAUAGUUGCUUAAUACUCUAUUUAUCCAUUGAUAAACUAGAUUUUAGAGUUCUACCAGAUAAGCUCUCGUGUGCAUUGCAUCAUCCGAAAUGCCCGACGUCACCGCAGCCAAGGCGGAGAGAGGGAGUUAGCUCCCGAAGCUGGAAAGCACAGGUAACACACAACUCGCAUCCCCGCUUCCCAGCCACCCUCGACUUCGUCUUUUCCUGACUCGACCGAUAAUCUUUGGGAUUCACUUCUCGCUGUUCUUUUGCUGUCCGGAAAUCACAGCUACCCCCUUGACCCUUUACCUCCUCUCCUCUCCUCUCCCGACCUCCUCCCUACUUGCCCGUUUCUCGGCCAAAAAUUCCAGUCUCGAUGGCUCCUCCUCCUCCCGCGACCUUGCCUCUGGCUGAAAGGCUGAAGGCUCUGGCUCAGACCCUCCAGUUUGCCUGGUUUGUUGGCCACCUCACUCUGCUCCUCUCCGUCUUCCGCUACACCUUGUCCUUUAUCUUCUUCAACUACUACUCUUCCGCGGCUCGAUUCUCUUACCGCCUGGCCUUUAUCUCUGCCGCCGUGACCUAUGGAAUUGUCGUCUACAAGGGCCACUUUGCCCGGGGUGUCUCCGGCACUGUGCCUCAGAUUGUGACCAAGCUCAUCUCCGAUGAGAACGUGCAGUACUUGGGAAUGGCUCUUGUCUGGCUGUACUCCCGCCAGCUCAUUCUCGCUCUCCUCCCCUUCAGCGUCUACUCGGUCUUCCACGUUGCGACUUACACUCGCACGUACCUGAUCCCGACUCUGCAGCCCCCAGCUCCCGGUGCCGCGAGCCCCGCCUCGCCCACCGCCGGCUCCAAGCCCGCCGCCAAGCAGAACCCCCUCGCCGAGACCAUUGGCCGCUUCAUCAAGCAGUACUAUGAUGCCAGCAUGGGUGUCGUUGCCACCCUUGAGAUCCUGCUCCUCUUCCGCCUCAUCCUAUCUGCGAUCACCUUCUCCAAGGGUAGCUGGGUUCUGCUGAUCGUCUACCUGUCCUUCUUCCGUGCCCGCUACGCCCAGAGCUCUUUCGUCCAGCAGGCUGUUCGCCAGCUGACCGCUCGCGCCGACGCCUCAAUCUCCCACCAGAGCACUCCCCCUCAGGUUCGCCAGGGUUGGGAGGCCUUCAAGGGUGUCGUGCGCCAGGUCUACGAUGCGACCGACAUUGGCCGCUACAUUGCUGGCCCUGCCGCUGCCAACAAGAAGCCCCAGUAAAUGCUACAAUCACAGCUCGGAUGGACUUUUCCAGAAGUUGGGCUUUUAUCGGGGCUCUACGCGGCUCCCAAGAGCCCUGGUCUUUGGAUUGGUUCACAGGGCAAAAGACAAAUGUCGAUGAUUAUUAUCAGAUGAAACCGUACGGUGGCAGUCUUAUACUAUCACCGAGGGAUGUCCAAAUUUGUGGAGUGAGAACGGGGUUCCUGUAUGUGUGAUGGCUGGACCCGUGGAAGGGGAGGUAUAUGUAGAAAAAGAGGCGGAAGGGGAGAAAAGAGCUUCGCCAUCAUGAUGCUAUACGCAACGCCACGCCUAUGUCUUGAUCUUUUUGUUCGUUUCCUUCAUUCUCUUCUUUCUUCCAGUUGCUGUGCUUUCUGUUUCUGUCUCUAGAAAUUCGCGAUGCAUGGUUUCUGUAUCAUUCUUCCUGCCGAUAUACCUGGACUCGGAGACUUGUUUUUAAGGGAAUAUGACUUGUUGAGGAUGACCGUGACAUGAUCUAUUGUAUACAGGCUAAGGCGAGCCGGCCAUGGAGCUCAAAAAGGCUAUUGAGAAUGUGCGCCACAUCGUAGAGUGAGAGGAGUAGCAGUAGCAGGUACAAUGAAAGACUCACGGAGUGGACAAUUGAUUCUCCAGUCGUCACAAAGAGUGGAAGAUCUCUAAUUAUGCACUAUAAAUUCACAGUUGCUAUUGUCUCAUCUACUUGUCGAGUUUAUUCGCGUCGGCCGAGUCGGCCGAGGGAAUGACGCCCCUAGCUACCGCAUUUUUAAAGACCUCACUUCUUCUCUGAUCAAUCUGAACAUCUUGAACUUACUCCCAUUUUUUGGUGUUUAUCUACUUUCAAGCCUAUCACAAAUAUCCAUCUCGCGAUGAAAGUCCUUCUGACAGGCG
Molecule: messenger RNA, 2114 nt
Organism: Penicillium brasilianum
Lineage: Eukaryota; Fungi; Ascomycota; Eurotiomycetes; Eurotiales; Aspergillaceae
Source: the annotation of a GenBank genome assembly